Messenger RNA from Fonsecaea erecta, 1200 nucleotides. RefSeq lists its product as hypothetical. Gene Ontology annotation, molecular function: glucan exo-1,3-beta-glucosidase activity. The record is from RefSeq and is a predicted model, not a curated record. Gene Ontology annotation, cellular component: cell surface; extracellular region. Gene Ontology annotation, biological process: glucan catabolic process. The coding region runs from base 1 to 1200 and encodes 399 amino acids. Lineage: Eukaryota; Fungi; Ascomycota; Eurotiomycetes; Chaetothyriales; Herpotrichiellaceae. The transcript is spliced from 4 exons.
AUGGGGCCUGGGAAUGCCAUUCUCGUCGUUCUCCUAGCUACUGCUGCAGUCACCUCGCCUCUGCACAAACGGCAGUUCUCAUAUGGUUCAACUCCAGUUCGCGGAGUCAACAUUGGUGGCUGGCUCGUCCUCGAACCCUGGAUAACGCCAUCGAUAUUCCAACAAUUCGGAGGCAGUGUGGUCGACGAAUAUACAUUAUGUCAGCAAGCGCCAAAUGCUGGAGACAUUCUUCGCAGCCACUGGGACAGUUGGGUUUCUUUGGGUGACUUUCAGAAAAUUGCAGCAAAUGGCUUCAACACCGUUCGAAUCCCGAUAGGGUACUGGGCGUUUCAGAAGUACGAAGGUGAUCCGUACAUCCAAGGUGCAGCGGACUACCUCGAGACCGCCAUCGAUUGGGCUCGUCAGACCGGCCUGAAAGUCUGGAUCGACCUCCACGGUGCGCCUCUUUCGCAAAACGGUCAAGAUAAUUCAGGCCAGCGUACCUCUACGCCCGGCUGGACAACAGGCGAUUCGAUCGAUGCGACACUCGACGUCAUCAGACAAAUUUCCCAGCAAUACGCCAGUCCUGCAUAUGCAGACGUGAUAUCAGGCAUCGAGCUUCUGAACGAGCCGUCGAUGGGUAGUCUGGCCGGUGGACGGGGCGCCACACAAGGUUACUACCAGUCAGGCUUCGGCGUUGUUCGACAAUCGGGUCAGACGGCUGUGAUCAUUCACGAUGGUUUUGUCAACCCGUCUUCGUGGAAUGGGGUCCUGACCGGCCAGGGAAGCAACGGGGCCAUUGUCGACCACCAUGAGUACCAAGUCUUCAACGACGAUGAGGUGGCCAUGACUCCUGAGGAGCACGUCGGCUACGUCUACUCGCAGGCCAGCUCGUGGGCGCAGGGCCAGGACAAGUUCGUCAUCUGCGGCGAGUGGACGGCGGCCAUGACCGACUGCGCCCCGGCCAUCAAUGGCUACGGCCGCAACUCGGACGGCAGCUACACCAGCUCCAACUACGUCGGCUCGUGCGCCAACAUCAACUUCAUCGACCAGUGGAGCGAUUACAACAAGACCUCCACCGCCAACUACAUCCGCGCCCAGCGGGACGUCUACGAGAGCCAGAUCCAGGGCUGGUUCUUCUGGAACUUCAAGACCGAGGCCGCCGCCGAGUGGGAUCUGUUCAGGCUGAUUGACGCCGGCGUGUGGCCUGCGCUCAGCUAA